Molecule: messenger RNA, 1451 nt
Organism: Cimex lectularius (bed bug)
Lineage: Eukaryota; Metazoa; Arthropoda; Insecta; Hemiptera; Cimicidae
Gene: Den1
Product: sentrin-specific protease 8
Exons: 1
Coding region: 327-974 (215 amino acids)
Biological process (GO): proteolysis
Molecular function (GO): deNEDDylase activity; cysteine-type peptidase activity
Source: RefSeq, a predicted model, not a curated record
UUUGACUUAUUUAAUGAUAAUAUUCAGCAUGUAUAUCAUUUAAUAAUGAUCAAUUUUCUAAUUUAGUAUGUUUAGUAUGUUGCUCCUCUUAGUUGUUUAGUAAUAGAGGGAUAUAGAUGUCACAUGAGUUUGGUUUGAUAUGGUACAGCUGUUCUAAGUUGAAGACUUCCCACACAAAACAAACAUUUUUAACAAACCUUCAAAAGAGAAGAAUCGGUUAAAAUGAUUAUACGAGGAGAAUGAAAGGUUUUUAGUUGAAUCGAGAUGGGAUUUUUAUGGAUGAAGGUGUAGAAUGUCGUGACCUGAAGGUGUAGCAUUUUUAUAAGAUGAGUUCUAGAGGUGAGACAGUGGUUUUGAGCUACCAUGACACUAUAAUUUAUGAGUCGGACGUCGAAUUGCUCGAAGGUCCUCAUUGGCUUAACGAUACCAUAAUAGGAUUUUAUCUUGAGUAUUUAGAAGAGGAGGUUUACGGGAAGACAAUGUUUUGUUUCAUCCGGCCAGAAGUCACGCAGUGCCUCAAGCUUUCGCCAUUGUCCGAGUUCCCCGUGUUCCUUGAUCCGUUACAGUUUAAGGAUAAGAAUGUCGCUGUGAUGCCGUUAAACGAUUGCGAAAACCCCAAUACGCCUGGCGGUUCGCACUGGAGCCUUUUGGUUUUCUGCAAGACGGUCCGUACGUUCUAUCACAUCGACUCGUCCAAAGGGUCCAACUACAGCCCUGCUAAACUACUUUCAGCGAAGUUGUCUGAAUACCUCGAACUGAACGGUGACUACGAAUUCAAAACGCUUAACUCCUUACAGCAGACCAACUCAUACGACUGUGGUGUCUUCGUCCUCUGCAACCUUGAUAAUGUUCUUCAGCAUUUGUUCCGUCACAAUACUCUGGAUACGUUGGAUACGAUCAGAGAAUACCAAGUAGCAAGAAAGAGAAAUGACAUCAAGCAGUUGAUAAUUAAUUUAGCAAGGCAUAAAUUAUAACAUGUGCUUUUUGCUUUAAAAUCACCACUAACUAAAAAUAAACUUUAUUUUGCUAAUGAAUUUUUAUUUUAUUUCUUUGUUCUGAUUUUGAUUUAUUUACAUUUUAAUUGUAGGUAAUACUAAGCAUUAUUUUUAACAGCAUAGUACAUUAUUGAUAGCUAUAAAGCUUGAAAAAAUGUAAACUCUAAAAAUAUGUUUAUUCUAACAAUAUAUUUAGAUAAAAAAUGUUUAUGUGUAUUUAAAUACAUAUUAAACCAUACAUAUAUAUAUUUUUUUUAAUAAAAAGCAAAAACUCUGUAGCUUCUGUAAAGUAAAGAAUUCAGUGGGUGUUACACUGCGUCCGAUAACAAUUAUUUUCUGAUAUUUUCUUGGUUAAUACAACAAGUCUUUUUUUGUAUACUUUUGCUGAAUACAUGUCUAAAUUUCCUGAAAUUACGCUUAAAAGAAAAAUAAUAAUACAUAUUUCAUAAAUCGUCA